Molecule: messenger RNA, 2618 nt
Organism: Ornithorhynchus anatinus (platypus)
Lineage: Eukaryota; Metazoa; Chordata; Mammalia; Monotremata; Ornithorhynchidae
Product: butyrophilin subfamily 1 member A1-like
Exons: 7
Coding region: 448-1908 (486 amino acids)
Biological process (GO): regulation of cytokine production; T cell receptor signaling pathway
Cellular component (GO): external side of plasma membrane
Molecular function (GO): signaling receptor binding
Source: RefSeq, a predicted model, not a curated record
CCCAAAGUCUCCUUUCCUGGCUCAGGCCAGGGGAAGAUUCCAGAGCUUAGAGAAACAUCUUAUCCCUGCUCCCUGCUCCACUGCUGCUUGGAACCAGUUGGCCCACGAUGGUUGGCAGAGACUCUGGUAUCUGAUGGACAGAGCAUUGGCCAGAAGGUUCAGGAAUGGAGGUAGUGGCUGCUGAUGUUGGAGUGGGAGAAAACAAGUAAAUUAAAAUCUGUGGAAUGCAAACGUGCUUUGCCAGAAGCCAUUGAUGACCGCAAACUGCUUCUGCUUUGGUUCCAGUCCCUGCAGAGGUGUCUGGAUGGGUUUUCCCUCCCUGGACCCCUCCCUGCUGCCUGUCCCAGGUCAUCAUCCCUGCCUGCUCUAAUGGCGAGAUAGCUACUAAGUCACUGGUCCUUUUAAGAGGGACAUUGAACAAGCUGGGAUCUCUGGGUUCCACCAGCAAUGGCAUUAAUGGCGAGUUUCCCAGAAGCCUCUGUGAGUGGAUGCCUUAUCCUCUUCAUCCUCCUGCAGAUGAUCAUGCUGGGCUCAACUCAGUUUUCAGUGAUUGGACCUGUCAAGCCCAUCCUGGUCCUGGUGGGGGAAGAUGCUAAGUUACCCUGUCACCUGGAGCCCAAGACAAGUGCGAAGGACAUGGAGGUGAGAUGGUUCCGAACUCAUGCCUCGAAUGUUGUGCACCUGUGCCAGAACGGAACGGACCAUCUUGGAGAGCAGUUGGAGGGAUAUCGAGGGAGAACAGAAUUGUUGAGAGAUGCCAUUGCUAAUGGAAGUUUGGCUGUGAGAAUACAUAAAGUCAGAGCCUCUGAUGAUGGACAAUAUUGCUGCUCUUUCCAACAUGGCUCUGUAUACAAGUGGACCACUUUGGAGCUGCAAGUGACAACUCUGGGCUCUGACCCUCACAUCCGCAUGGAAUGGUACAAGGGUGGAGGAAUCUGGAUGGAGUGCACAUCGGCCGGAUGGUACCCGGAGCCUGUGGUGCGGUGGAGAGAUGCCAGGGGACAGACGGUCCCCGCCCUUUCUGAGUCCCGACCCCGAGCCAGAGAUGGCCUGUAUGGAGUGGCAGUGUCCUUGGUCGUACGAGAUGACUCCGUGGGGAUGGUGUCCUGUUCCAUCUGGAACCCCCGCCUUGGCCAGGAAAAGAAGUCGUCAAUUUCCAUAACAGCUCCCUUCUUCUGGAACACCCAACCUUGGAAGAUGACUCUGGCUUUGAUCCUGCCUGUGCUGGGACUGGUCAUCGCUGGAGAAACUCACGAUGUUCCUGCUAUUAACCUCACUACCCUCAUCCUGCCCUCAUCCUGCUGUCAAGUUCCCACCAGUGUGGGCACAUUCCAAGCAGAGCAUGGAGACCUGAGCUAUGAGAGAUGCUGGUGGAUAACAACCAUCUGGCUCUUCCUGAAGAUUCUGGGGAGAAUGGUCACUAUUCCAGAAUCAUGGAUCAUUCCAUGGACAGUGGAAAUAUUUUCCAAAGGGCCAGUCCCCUGCCGCAUGUCCUUGACAGAGACUUCCCCUGCCCCACCCCAUCCCCAUCCCCUUCCAUCUCAUACCCAGUUCCCCCGGUCUGAAGGGUUGUUGACUAAUUUCUGUUCUUCUUCAGACAAACUCCGGGAUGAACUCAUGCAAAGACAGGCCAAGUUCCAUACAGCCACUGUCACUCUGGAUCCAGACUUGGCCCAGCCCCUCCUCCUCCUGUUCAAGAAUUGGAAACAUGUAACACUGGGAGACAAAUGGCAGAACCUGUCUGACAACUUGGAAGGAUUUGAUGAAGAGCUCUGUGUGUUGGGCCAUGAGGGCUUCACCUCAGGGAGACAUUGCUGGGAGAUGGAAGGGGGCAGAUGGCAGUGGCCGGGAUCUAGGAGUUUGUGGGGAAAAUGUGAAGAGAAAAGCGGUGAUCUCAGAGUCACCUGAGAUUGGAUUCUGGGCAGUGAGGAAAUGCAGAAAUAACUACUGGGCUCUCACUUUUCCCCACAUAACUCUCCUCUUGAGGUCAUGUCCCUGCCAGUUGGUGUUCUUCAUGGGCUACGAGGCAGGAGACAUACCAUUCUACAAUGGGACUGACGGAUCCGUUUACACUUUCUCCCUGUCUCUUUCUCUGGGACUUUCCAACUCUACAUCAGGCUUUGGUUCUUAGAUCCAAACCCCCUGACUGCCCUGUGCCUGGCAGGACUGAGGGAGACCCUUGCCCUGACCCUGCCCCCUCUGAGGAGAUCCCAGUGACACCCCCACCCCACAGAGAUAAGACCAGCCUCACUGGGAAUGUGGAACACUUUCCUGGGGGCAAUGCCUUAUUACUCCCAAUUCCACCAACGCCAGGGUCCCUUCUGCCCCUUAAGGGAGCAUCCCAACAACUGCCCUUUGCUCCCUGCACGGGUCCCUUCUGCCCCUUAAGGGAGCAUCCCAACAACUGCCCUUUGCUCCCUGCACCUCUCCGUCCCCCAUGGCUGAAGCUGCCUGUGCUCCUCUGCUACUCCCCCCGGGGCAGGCCCAGCCUGGGGGAUCUCUGCUUGCCUGCUGCUGCUGCUGCCACAUGGGGAGGUUGGAGUUGGAGACUAAUACUGCAAUCCCGAUGGGGAUGGCAGUGCCCUGAAAUGUGCGGCCUAAUGGAAAAAGCAAGGACC